Zingiber officinale is the source of this 1934-nucleotide messenger RNA. RefSeq names its product anthranilate synthase alpha subunit 1, chloroplastic-like. The record is from RefSeq and is a predicted model, not a curated record. Gene Ontology annotation, biological process: L-tryptophan biosynthetic process. The transcript is spliced from 13 exons. The coding region runs from base 125 to 1786 and encodes 553 amino acids. NCBI's taxonomy places the organism in Eukaryota, Viridiplantae, Streptophyta, Magnoliopsida, Zingiberales, Zingiberaceae.
ACGUCGCCCCACAGGUUGAGAUGGAAGGGAUGUGAUGACUAUUCCACGGUAUUAGUUCGUCAACCCCUUUCCGACCGACGCCGCCCCCCUGAUUCCAAAUUCUUCGCUUUCUCUCCCGCCGCCUAUGGAAGCGCUGGCCACCUCCUCUCAUCCGACAACCCUCCUCCUCGGUCGCCACUGCCGCAGACUGCCAGCAUCCUUACCCGCCGUACUCGCCACCGCAUCCUUAGGCGGACGAUUCCCUUUCCUCCGUCACUCCCUCCCACGCGGUUUCUCUUCCCGACUGCCCUCACUCUCAUGCUUCUCUCUCUCACAUUCCUCCCUCGGCUUCACAGGUGAAAACGAUGAGGCCUUUAAGUUCGCAGAGGCUGCUAACAACGGAAAUUUGGUUCCCCUUUUCCGUUCCAUCUUCAGUGAUCACCUUACACCGGUGUUAGCCUACCGUUGUCUCGUGAAAGAGGAUGAGCGCGACGCUCCCAGCUUUCUCUUCGAGUCAGUGGAGCAAGGUUCCAUGGGUACUAACGUUGGUCGUUACAGUGUUGUGGGAGCUCAGCCGGCCAUGGAGAUCGUCGCCAAGGAAUACAGUGUGUCCAUUAUGGACCACGAGGAAGGCCACAUGACGGAGGAGAUUGUUGAGGAUCCAAUGCUAAUUCCACGGAAAAUCAUGGAGAGUUGGAGCCCUCAGUUAAUUACAGAGCUUCCUGAUGUAUUUUGUGGUGGAUGGGCAGGUUACUUUUCCUAUGAUACUGUUCGAUAUGUUGAAAAGAAAAAGCUUCCCUUCACUAAUUCCCCUAGGGAUGACAGAAACCUCCCAGAUGUCCACCUAGGACUCUACAACGAUGUGAUAGUGUUUGACCAUGUUGAGAAGAAAGCAUAUGUGAUUCAUUGGGUGCGAGUGGAUCGGUAUUCCUCCAUUGAGAGUGCUUAUCAAGAUGGGAAAAAAAAAUUAGAUAAUUUGCUAUCUAGGGUGCACAAUGUCAAUGUCCCCACACUCUCUGCUGGCUCUGUGAAACUGUCUACUUAUCAGUUUGGUGCGGCUUUAACAAAGUCAUCGAUGACAAGUGAAGAAUACAAAACGGCUGUUUUGCAUGCUAAAGAACAUAUCUUUGCUGGUGACAUUUUUCAGAUAGUUUUGAGCCAGCGUUUUGAGCGGCGCACAUUUGCAGAUCCAUUUGAAGUUUAUCGAGCUUUGAGAAUUGUGAAUCCAAGUCCAUAUAUGGCUUAUUUACAAGCAAGAGGUUGUAUUCUAGUAGCAUCAAGUCCUGAAAUCCUUACACGAACAAAGAAGAGGACAAUUGUUAACCGACCACUUGCUGGAACAGUUAGAAGAGGUAAAACAGAGGAGGAGGACAAAUGGCUUGAACAGCAGUUACUAAAUGAUGAAAAACAAUGCGCUGAGCACAUUAUGCUUGUAGAUUUGGGACGGAAUGAUGUUGGAAGGGUGUCGAAAGCUGGUUCAGUGAAGGUGGAGAAACUUAUGAAUGUUGAGAGAUAUUCACAUGUGAUGCACAUUAGCUCUACGGUUACAGGAGAAGCACUUGCUGAUCUAACUUGCUGGGAUGCACUCCGUGCUGCAUUACCUGUAGGAACUGUUAGUGGAGCUCCAAAGAAUUAUAGCGAACCGAACCCUCUCGCUUCGCGCCAUUUUCCACAUCCCGCCCGCCCUUCCGCCCCCGUUCUCUCCGUCUCUCAGCAAGGAAACCCUAAGUCCUCGCCAUGGACCAGCAGAUCAAAGCUGAGUUCCAGAGCAGCGGCUUCAAGCUCGAUGACGAUGAACAAAUUCUAGACAAGUGUCUUAGUUACUGUAUCAAUUAUAAUCUCACCGCUUCGGACCUCGUAUCGCAUUGGGAGAUCUACUAUCUCAACAGGCAACUAACUGACUGGAAGGUAGAAACUGCUCACAUGAAUGGUUUUUUGUCCUAUCUGCGGAAGGA